GACAUCUAGUUAUUUAUCUUUUAUGAAUAUAUGUAUUUAUUUAUUUCAUCCUAAGGCCAAAUAAAAGUGUUUUACCUGUGUCCCCGCUGAUAUUAUAGAGCUGAACCACAUCUGUGUUGAAUCUGUUCCGUGUCCACAGUCAGAAUCUGAACUCACACUGUUCAACAGAUGCAGACUAGGUGUCCUUUGUCUUGUCCCACAUUUGGUUAACUGUCUUCUCCUUGAAUGUCCACUAGAAAUGUCUCUCAUAUCUUCCUCCCGUCUGUCAUUGUCUCCGCUCCUCAGUUAAAACAUGGAUUGACAGAAAUUCUCGUCAUUGGCAGUGAAAGAUUUAAACACAGGAAGUGGUUCAAAGUGUUUCCUGUUGACGUUUCUGUAGCUGAACCACUUCUGAGCCUCAGGUGGUUGUGGACCAGCUGAACCACCAUAAGGGUUUGGACUCACUGUCCCACAUCCAUCAGAAGUAAUGUUUGUCGUGUGACUGAUGUGGAUUCAGCAGAAUGGAUCAGUGUGAGGACAGAGAGAAUGGAGCCCCUCCCCCAAAGACCACCGACAGGACCCCCUCAGGACCUGGACCUGGACCGGACAGACCCCCCAAAGCUCAGAGACGUGGACCUGGACCGGGACCGGCACCUGGACAAGGACCCAGCUGUGUGUCCAUGAAGAGUACUGACUCCAAGGACUGGUUCUUUAACUUCAAACAGGAUCGUCCAUCAGAGAUCCAUCAGAGACCACAGUCCUCUGGACCUGAUCCUGGAUCCAGUUGUGUGUCCUUCAGAAGUGACCGGUCCAUGGAUUUUCCACUAGAAUUUUCUGCAGAAACAGUGGAGCAGCAGAGCUCAGAGGUUCCCACUGGUCUACAGGAUCAGACUCAGCUGGACUCCAUAUUUAAGCUGCUGGAGGAGAACAUCUGCACUUUUGUCAAGAACGAAUUGAAGAAGUUCCGCCAGGCUCUGAGUCCAGAUUACCCACAAUGCUUAGAGAGUCUGAGUGAUGACGAUGAAGAGCAGAGGAGAGAGGCUUUUCUGAAGAUCACACUGAACUUUCUGAGGAGGCUGAAGCAGGAGGAGCUGGCGAGCGUCUGCACCGCAAAGUCAGUCUGGAGUUCAGCAGCGGAAACUGAACGUAACCUGAAGCAGAAGUUUUGAGUGUGUGUUUGAGGGCAUCGCUAAAGCAGGAAACCCAAAACCCUCCUGAACCAGAUCUACACAG
Messenger RNA from Sphaeramia orbicularis (orbiculate cardinalfish), 1212 nucleotides. RefSeq lists its product as uncharacterized. The record is from RefSeq and is a predicted model, not a curated record. The transcript has 7 exons. Lineage: Eukaryota; Metazoa; Chordata; Actinopteri; Kurtiformes; Apogonidae. Bases 501 to 1148 code for a protein of 215 amino acids.